Messenger RNA from Eucalyptus grandis, 3588 nucleotides. RefSeq names its product disease resistance protein RPV1-like. The transcript is spliced from 5 exons. Gene Ontology annotation, biological process: defense response; signal transduction. Lineage: Eukaryota; Viridiplantae; Streptophyta; Magnoliopsida; Myrtales; Myrtaceae. Gene Ontology annotation, molecular function: protein binding; ADP binding. The record is from RefSeq and is a predicted model, not a curated record. Bases 1 to 3588 code for a protein of 1195 amino acids.
AUGGAAAGAAAAGAAUCCACUCAUUCAGUAGAUCCGACAUACGGGGUGUCUUCCCCAACGACUUCUCCAUACGUAGGUGAUUAUGAAGGAAUUAAAGUGUUCAGAGAUGAUAAUGAGCUUCCUGUUGGUGAGAAGAUUGGUCCAGAGCUUCUCUACAGUAUUAUGCAGUCUAAGAUCUCGAUCCCAAUUAUCUCCGAGGACUAUGCUUCUAGCAAAUGGUGCCUCUGCGAGUUGACUGAAAUGUUGAAGUGCAAGAGUAACGGCGGGCAAAUAGUGUUGCCCAUAUUUUACAAAGUGGCACCCUCGCAGUUGCGACAUCUUACAGGGGCAUGGGCAAAUGCUAUCAAUGCACAUAAAAAGAAUUCAGACGAAAUGACUGUGAAGAGAUGGGAAGAAGCGCUCAAAGAAGUCAGCUCCUUGAAAGGAUGGGAAUCUGAGAAAAUUGAUCAUGGGCACGGAGGACAGUUGGUUAAAAUUGUUGUCAAAGAAGUUAUGAGCAAGUUAAGAAGUACUUUUAAACUAAUUGUUCCCAAAGAGUACAUUGGACUUGAUAAUCAUGUGGAAGAGAUUAUGAGCUUGAUAGGUGCUAAAUUUGAUGAUACAAGGAUUAUCGGAAUUUAUGGAAUGGGCGGCAUCGGCAAGACAACUCUUGCAAGGGUCCUAUACGACAAUCUCUCUAGUCGUUUUGAACAUCUUAGCUUCGUGGCAAAUGUUCGAGAAACAUCUUUACGUAAGGGUAUUGAAUUCCUACAAAAACAGCUUAUUCACGAUAUACUAAGACGUCCACAUGAUGUAUCUAAUGUCUAUGAGGGAGCCAAUGUCAUCAGAUCCCGAUUUACAAGUAAGAAAGUCCUCAUUCUUCUUGAUGAUAUAGGCGAUAAUUCUCACUUGAAUGCUUUUGUUGGAAAUGGUAGAUGGUUUAAAGCAGGAAGCAUAGUCAUCAUAACAACCAGAAACAAGAAUAUUCUUGACAAUGCCAAGGCGGACCCUAAGUACCAACUCAACGAGUUGCCUUUGGAUCAAUCAUUGAUUUUAUUUAGCAGACAUGCAUUUAAAAAGGAUUCUAUUCCGAGUGAGUAUGAGGUUAUCUCUCGUGAUGUUGUAUCUAUUACUGGGGGGCUUCCCUUAGCUCUUGAAGUUAUAGGUUCGAUCUUAUGUGGGAAGACAAAAACAGUAUGGCAAGAUACAUUAAGGAAAUUAAACGAAGUGCCUAAUAAGACAGUGCAAGAGAAAUUGAGGAUAAGUUACGAAGUAUUAGAUGAUGCGGAGCAACAGAUAUUUUUGGAUAUUGCAUGUUUUUUUAUUGGAUUAUCUAAACAAAGUCCAACUUAUAUGUGGGAUGCUUGUGGUUUUUUCCCAUGGACGGGGAUUGACACAUUGAGAGAUAUGUCCCUCAUUAAAAUUGACAAAGACGGCAAGCUAAUGAUGCAUAAUCAACUGAGAGAUCUUGGAAGGGAAAUUGUUCGUCUAGAAAAUACAAUGGAGUUUGAAAAGCGUAGUAGAUUAUGGAAAUAUGAGGAUGCCAUAGAUGUGCUUGACAACAAUAAGGGCACACGUAAGAUUGUGGCUCUUUCUCUUAACAAAAAUGGACAAGGAAGAAGCUACACAAGUAAACAAUUUGAAAAUUUGAGCAACUUGAGGUUCCUUCAAGUGAGGGCUGCGAAUCUUGCUGGAGACUUCCAAAACUUACUUCCUAGAUUAAGAUGGUUACAGUGGAAGGAUUGUCCCUCAGAUUUUGCAGCAGCCAACUUUCACCCGAAGAAAUUAGUUGUGCUCGAUUUGUCGUGGAGUGAAAUUUUGAAGGAUUGGAGAGGAUGGGAUCCCCUCAAGAUGGCAGCUGAGCUCAAAGUUCUCAACCUCUCGGGUCAUUCUUUGAUAAGAACUCCCGACUUGUCCGAUUUCAAAAGCUUGGAGAUUUUGAUUCUUGAAGAUUGUGAGAAUCUGGAAGAGAUUCAUCCUUCUAUCGAGGAUAUCAAGACCCUCGUUUCCUUGAUUGUUAGGAGAUGUUGGAGACUGAAGGAGCUACCGGCAACAGUAGGUAGAAUGGAAGAAUUGAAGGAGCUUAUCAUAAAUGAUAGCGCUAUAAAAGAGAUUCCUAUUUUGACAGGUAGUUUGAGCAAGCUAGAGAUUUUACGUGCCUCAUGUUGUGAAUAUCUUGCUCAACUUCCAGAAUCCAUAAGCUCCCUUGUGUCGUUAACUCAGUUGGACCUAUCUCAAUCAUGGAUUGAAGAACUACCUGAAUCCAUUGGCUCCCUCGAGUCAUUAACUCAGAUUGACCUAUCCCAUUCACGGAUUGAAGAAUUACCUGCAUCCAUAGGCUCUCUUGUGUUGUUAAUUCAGAUGGACCUAUCUCAUUCACGGAUUAAAGAAUUACCUGAAUCCAUGGACUCCCUUGAGUUGCUAACUCAUUUGAACCUAUCUUAUUCAUGCAUCAAAGAAUUACCAGAAUCCUUGGGCUCCCUUCUGUCGUUAACACACCUAGACCUAUCUCAUUCACAAAUUGAAGAAUUACCUGAAUCCAUUGGAUCUCUGAAGAAGCUUAAGACUCUUGAUGCCUCUAACUGUGAAUUGUUAGCCCAUAUACCCAGUUCCAUAGGCCAUCUAAAAUCUCUACAACGCUUGUUAUUACGGAAAUGCCAUUCGUUGAGUGAGAUCCCCGACUCGAUCGGAAAGUUGGCAUUAUUGAUUGAGUUGGAUUUAAAAUCUACGGCGAUUGUGCAAUUACCUGAAAGCAUUGGUUCUUUGAAGGAACUCAAGAUUCUUGAUGCCUCUUAUUGUGCAUUGUUAGCCUGUGUACCUAACUCCAUAGGCCAUCUUGCAUCUCAGUCUCUGCUUGACCUAAGAUUCUCCCUUGUUUCUCUACAACGCUUGUUGCUACAAGAAUGUUGCUUGUUGAGAGAGAUCCCAGACUCGAUCGGAAGGUUAACAUCAUUGACUCAAUUGAAUUUGGAACAUACAUCAAUUGCAAAAUUACCUGAAAGCAUUGGUUUUCUGAAAGAGCUCAAGACUCUUAAUGCCUCUUAUUGUGCAUCAUUAACUUGCAUACCUAGCUCCAUAGGCCAUCUAGCAUCUUUAUCUCUCCUUGACCUAAGAUUUUGUCGAAAACUUGCUCAACUUCCACACUCUAUAGGCUCCCUUGUGUCUCUACAACGCUUGUUGUUACGAGAAUGCCGAUGUUUGACAGAGAUCCCCAACUCGAUUGAAAAGUUGACAUCAUUGAGUGAGCUAGAUUUGAGACGUACAGGGAUUGCGGAACUAACCAAAAGCAUUGGCUCUCUAAAGGAGCUUGAGGUUCUUGAUGCCUCUUAUUGCGCAUCGUUAGCCUACAUACCCAACUCCAUUGGCCAUCUAACAUCUCUAUCUCUCCUUGACCUAAGGAAAUGCGGUGAACUUGCUCAACUUCCGGACUCCAUAGGCUCCCUUGUGUCUCUGAAGCGGUUGUUGUUACGACGAUGCUGCUCCUUGAGAGAAAUUCCUAAUUCGAUUGCAAAGUUGACAUCAUUGACUGAGCUGGAUUUAAGAUCUACAGCAGUUGUGGAAAUACCCAAAAGCAUUCGAAAUCGGCAGAAGUUGAGGAUCUUGACAUAG